AUGCCUCGGCACAGAAAACAGUCCAACGCUUCCUCGACUUCCUCCAUACCGGACCGGAAUCAGGAGCUUGAGAGUAUGUACGAUUACCUGGCGAAAGUGAUUCUGAUCGGACCUAGUGGGACUGGCAAGUCAUGUCUACUCCAUCGCUUUGUGAAGGAUGAAUGGCGCGUCCUGUCCUCACAAACAAUCGGCGUCGAAUUCUCAUCAAAAAUCGUCAAAAUCGGUACGGGCUCCCGGCGCAAACGCAUCAAACUCCAACUCUGGGACACGGCGGGCACAGAACGUUUCCGUUCCGUAUCAAGAUCAUAUUAUCGUGGAGCUGCGGGCGCGGUGUUAGUUUAUGAUGUUUCGUCAUAUGCCUCGUUUGCGGCGCUACCGACAUUUUUAAUGGAUGCGAGGGCGUUAGCAUCACCGAAUCUUACGACUAUAUUGGCGGGGAAUAAGACGGAUUUAUUGGUUGAUGGUGAUGAGACCGAGAUGGAAGAAACAGAAGACGAAGCGUCAACGUCGAUUGCGAAUAGUGUGUCGAGUAGCAGGAACACAUCCAUGUACAUGUUCGAUGCUGCGAGCAGCAAGACAGGAGCAGGCUCCCUCCGUUCCGUGACAAGCACAAACUUCUCAACAGCCGGUACUCGUCUAACAGCAACAAAAGCCUCGCACGGUCGACAAGUCAGUGACCUCGAAGCUAUAGAAUGGGCAACACGCAGCAACAUCCCCGUGGCCGUUGAAGUAUCUGCAUUCUCAGGCCAGAACGUCGAAGAGCUGUUUACUCGUCUCGCAAGGAUUAUACUGACCAAAAUCGAGUUGGGUGAGAUUGAUCCGGAUGAUCCGCAGAGUGGGAUUCAGUAUGGUGAUUCUGGAGCCUGGGGGAUGGCGGCGAGUGAUGCGGCGAGUGUGAGGAGUGGGUUGACUGUUGAUGAUAGUGCUAGCCAACUUCACGGUAGGAGGAAGAGAAAUGCCAAACGAAGUAAUAAUAGUUCAUGGAUGGGAUCUGCUGGGGAAUGGGGGGAUGUUUUUCGAAUAACAGGUUCGACUCGAGGGGGCUGUUGUUGA
Molecule: messenger RNA, 1053 nt
Organism: Talaromyces stipitatus ATCC 10500
Lineage: Eukaryota; Fungi; Ascomycota; Eurotiomycetes; Eurotiales; Trichocomaceae
Product: Ras family GTPase (Rab4b), putative
Exons: 4
Coding region: 1-1053 (350 amino acids)
Biological process (GO): regulation of endocytosis
Cellular component (GO): endosome
Molecular function (GO): GTPase activity; GTP binding
Source: RefSeq, a predicted model, not a curated record